Molecule: messenger RNA, 680 nt
Organism: Candidula unifasciata
Lineage: Eukaryota; Metazoa; Mollusca; Gastropoda; Stylommatophora; Geomitridae
Source: the annotation of a GenBank genome assembly
GUAAAAGAUCCCAAUACCUGGUGCAGCCACGAAUCCCUAAGGUCAAGUGCAGCUGUAGAUGGAGACAGGGAGCUGUCCUGGGACUGGGCGUCUUCCUGACAGUUCUGGCACUAACACUGGUGGUGGUUGGCGCCGUCAGGUCACGUGAGCACACGUCCCUGAAGCUCUUACAUAUAAAACAGCCAGUGGAUCUGAAAUCAAUAAUGUACUUGAGUGACGAAAACUUUACAUUUGCCCAGCUGAGGUCACUCACAAACAUGGCCGUGGAUAAACCGAGCUUCCAGUCAUCCACUGCCAAACGGGAACCUAACAAAUCCGACCACGAGCUCUGGCAAGCAGCAAACGCGGUCGACGGGGAUACAACAAGUUGUAGUAGCACUGGACUUGAGCGACUGCCGUUCUGGUAUGUGGACCUCCUCAGUGAGAAGACUGUGUCCAGUGUUAGGGUUCUGGGCAGCUCUUUCAAUCGACUUCAUGAUCUCAGUGUCUACGUGGGCAGGACAGGUAAUGACACAGAUACAGGGAACAGGUGUGGCACGCUCACAGGUGAAUCUCAGGCAACUGAAGUCAGAAUUGGCUGCUCCAGACGAAAGAGAGGCAGAUAUGUGAUUGUCGAGCUGCAGACACGCGCCGACACAUAUGAGAGCCUGGUCCUGUGUGAGGUGAUGGUGUUUCAGUGA